AUGUAUCAGGCCAGUGUUCUCAUCUCCCAGCUACCGAUUUAUCAACUCCGAAAGAAUGACAGACCUGGUCGGCACUGGAACGGUUUCGAACCAUCGAUCGAUCGUGCAGUCGUGGCGGAACCUCUUACCGACUGCGCUACACCGCCAGCCCUUGGACGCUAUCUUUAUAGUGGAAAUAUUGGGAGAAGGAUUUUUGAGACGACGAACGGUCGUGGUAUUGUCGACUUCGAAGUUUUCGGCCAACGUUCGGGUUGUUAUGCUCAUCAUCAUCCAUGGCUGUUAUGUCUUCAUCCACGGCUGUCAGAAGUGCCUGAUCGUCGAAAUCCGAUGGUCGUGCUCUUCUUGCCCUAUCUCCAAGCUACUGUCGCCAAAUCUGAAGCGGGAAAAACAUUCUUGGCAUUGCCUUUGACUGAUUGA
This is a messenger RNA of Necator americanus (New World hookworm), 417 nucleotides long. RefSeq lists its product as uncharacterized. The transcript is spliced from 2 exons. The coding region runs from base 1 to 417 and encodes 138 amino acids. The record is from RefSeq and is a predicted model, not a curated record. Lineage: Eukaryota; Metazoa; Nematoda; Chromadorea; Rhabditida; Ancylostomatidae.